This is a messenger RNA of Zymoseptoria tritici IPO323, 702 nucleotides long. RefSeq lists its product as uncharacterized. The transcript has a single exon. The record is from RefSeq and is a predicted model, not a curated record. Bases 1 to 702 code for a protein of 233 amino acids. NCBI's taxonomy places the organism in Eukaryota, Fungi, Ascomycota, Dothideomycetes, Mycosphaerellales, Mycosphaerellaceae.
AUGCCCUCCCUCCUGCAUUCCCGGCUAGCCGACCUCCAAGAAAGCGACUCCGUCAUGAACGGCCGUCCAAUCCACGGCAUUCCUCGUGCCAUUCGCCAACACAGCCCGUCAGGAGGCACCUCUCCUGCCCCAGGCUCCGCCGACCCCUCCUCCUCCUUCAACGACCAUACCUCCCCCUAUGGCAGCUACAUCCUCCGCGGCACACCACCCCUCCGCACCGACGCUUCCUAUUUCCACCACUCCACCGGCCACUCUCCACACACCUCGGCACCCAUGUCCCGCCGUACCUCCGGCGACGGUCUCGACAGCCUCCACCAGCAAGACUACAACAUGCAAGACCUCACUCGCGUCCCCUCCUACGGCGCCGCGCUCCGCACACCCGGCGCCGUGACACCUUUUACCGACGGCCCACCUUCAUAUGUCGAAGCGACGAGUCGUCCGCCUUCCCCUCCUUUAUCUCAGUCCGAUAAUAACAGCCCACCACCCGCGCGUCCGGGGUUGGCGCAUUUGAGAAGUGGCGCCAGUACGCCCAGUUCCGGGGCGUCCACAUCGACGCUGACGAGGAGUAUGGCGGGGUUGACGAUGACGCCUGCCAGUGCUGGCGUGGGGAGGAGAGAGAGUGCGACGCAAGGGAAUGGGGGACUGUCGAGCAGGACGCAUGAUGAGGAGUCGAGGUUGAGGAUGUUGAGGGCUAGGACUUAG